CUCGCCACCCAAUCGCACGCAGUCCUAGGGUUUUCUCGCCCUACUGCGGAAAAACCAAAAAAUUCCCAGCAAACCGUGCCUUUGACCCUCCGGAUUACGAACUGUACCCAGAGUCCGUGAUCACGUCUCUAAGUCGGUACGUGCCUCCCUGCUGCCCCCCCGCCUUCACCACGUCGAGAUAUUUCGAUUUCCGACUCCUCCUUUGAAACUGUCCCCCAAACUGACAUUUUCAACCAAAAGCCAAUAUGUCUGGAGGAAAGCCCCGUGGUCUUAACGCGGCCCGCAAGCUGCGCAACAACCGUCGCGAGCAGCGUUGGUCCGAUCUUCACUACAAGAAGAGGGCUCUCGGCACUGCCUUCAAGUCCAGCCCCUUCGGUGGUUCUUCCCACGCUAAGGGCAUUGUGCUCGAGAAGGUCGGCGUUGAGGCCAAGCAGCCUAACUCCGCUAUCCGCAAGUGUGUCCGUGUCCAGCUCAUCAAGAACGGCAAGAAGGUCACCGCUUUCGUCCCCAACGAUGGUUGCUUGAACUUCGUUGACGAGAACGACGAGGUUCUCCUCGCCGGUUUCGGUCGCAAGGGCAAGGCCAAGGGUGAUAUUCCCGGUGUCCGCUUCAAGGUCGUCAAGGUCUCUGGUGUCGGUCUCCUCGCCCUCUGGAAGGAGAAGAAGGAGAAGCCCCGCUCUUAA
Neurospora hispaniola is the source of this 683-nucleotide messenger RNA. RefSeq names its product putative ribosomal protein S28. Bases 246 to 683 code for a protein of 145 amino acids. The transcript has 4 exons. Gene Ontology annotation, molecular function: structural constituent of ribosome. The record is from RefSeq and is a predicted model, not a curated record. Gene Ontology annotation, biological process: translation. Lineage: Eukaryota; Fungi; Ascomycota; Sordariomycetes; Sordariales; Sordariaceae. Gene Ontology annotation, cellular component: cytosolic small ribosomal subunit; ribosome.